AUGGCUCUCAAUGACUUAGCAACAGUUGGUGAAAAUCAUUGGACCCCUCAAAAUGAUAGAACUAACAACUACCAAAAAUUGUUGCAAAAUAUUUACAAUAAAAAAGAAUUUGAAUCAAUUCUAUUGGCAUAUAAAACGCACUCACUCCCCGAGGCCUUAAGCCAUGCAAUAGAAACAUUGCAAGUACCACAAGUUUCUAUUACAGAACUUCAAGCUGCUUUUUUCUUUAGAGGAAAUUUCAAUGCAAACAUUUUGGCAAUACUCAUUAUAAACAUCUCAAUGGAUUUGGAGUUAAUGAAAAGUUUGGCUAUCACCUUGGAUUAUAUGCGUCAAACCAGAAUACUAACGCUUGCCAGCGAUGUGCCAGACAAGGAGCUUUUAAAAAUGCAAUUUUUGUUAUGCUGGAAAAGUUACAACAUGACAAAUGUUGUAUUAAAAUUCAUUGACAACCAAGAAGAAAUUUUAUGGGAUGAACUUUACGUGCUAAAACCCUAUCCAGAGUAUCACUGGUUUAGUCAGAAGAAUAUGAGUCAAUUAUAUCAGCCACAUUGGAAGAAUAUGCACAACAAAUCCCUAUUGACUUUUGUGGACCAAAGCGUACCAAGAUCUUUGUACUUCAAGGAUAAUGAAGGAAAUUGGAAACUAAAUGGCUAUGUGCCACGACUUGUUUUGCUAUUUGCCGAAUGUUUUAAUGCCUCUUUACGUAUGGCAUAUCCCUUGAGCCUGGAGAGUCCCACACACUACAGCGUCAUCUUGAUAAAUAUGGCCAGAGAGAACUUGUUAGAUAUUCCCAUGGUGCAGGAUACAAGUGCCAAUGCAGGUAUUUGGAUGAAUUGGACAGAUGUCUAUGAUUUUAAUCAGGGCAUGUUUAUAGUGCCAUGUGCCCAGACCCUAAAUACCCGUGAGGUAUAUACCAUCUUAUUGAAUGGAUACUUUCUGGGAUGUAUUUUCAUAAGCAUUAUGCUUAUAUCGGCACUGCAUUCUCUAAUCGAUUAUAUUUUUGAUGAUUUGUGGCAGCCUUCACAUGUGCUGUUCAGUGAUAGAAUAUUUCCUGGAGUUUUGGGUCAAUCCUUUGCUGCUCGUUCUUCCCACAGCAGAAGUCUUCAAAUUGUCUAUAUUCUGCUCUUCAUUGUUGGCCUCUAUCUCAACACUGAGUUUUCGGUAAAAGUCAGCACUCUACUCACAAGUCCUCCCUAUCAUCGACAACUGGAAACCAUGCAGGACAUUGUAAACUCACCGCUUAAAAUCCUACUACAGGAAGCCGAGGCCGAGGCCAUGAGUAUCUUCACCACCAACUAUGUCGACUCAAUUGUGACAACCAGCAAUCACACAUACCUUAUGGACAUUCGUCAAAAUUUGAAUACUACCUUUGGCUAUUUCAUUUCAUUGGGAUUGUGGCAAAUCUUGAGAAGAAAGCAACAGUUCUAUACCCAUCAAGUAUUCUGCACCUUUGACAAUCUAACUCUAUUUGAAAAUCUACCUUGGGGCAUACCACUGCAACAGAAUUCGCCCUACGCCGAAGCCUUGAACUAUUUGAUACAUCAAGUGCAUGCGUUUGGUCUCAAAGAUGCCUGGAUUUCCAGUACUUUUUCCGAUAUGUUGAAAUUGAAAGAAAUAACUUUACGUAAUCCCUAUAAGGAGCAAGGGCCAAAGCCACUGACAGUCAAUGAUUUAUUUUGGACUUGGAUUUUGGUAUUCGUUGGUUUGCUGGUCAGCAGUAUUGUGUUUUUGGUAGAAAUUAUGUGGAUUCGCAUUUCUCAAAGGAAUAGAUUGUGA
Stomoxys calcitrans (stable fly) is the source of this 1776-nucleotide messenger RNA. RefSeq lists its product as uncharacterized. The transcript has a single exon. Lineage: Eukaryota; Metazoa; Arthropoda; Insecta; Diptera; Muscidae. Bases 1 to 1776 code for a protein of 591 amino acids. The record is from RefSeq and is a predicted model, not a curated record.